Molecule: messenger RNA, 2329 nt
Organism: Chlamydomonas reinhardtii
Lineage: Eukaryota; Viridiplantae; Chlorophyta; Chlorophyceae; Chlamydomonadales; Chlamydomonadaceae
Exons: 16
Coding region: 192-1943 (583 amino acids)
Molecular function (GO): glycosyltransferase activity
Source: RefSeq, a predicted model, not a curated record
GGCCAUCACGGGAAAGCAAGUAGAUCGCGGCGGGCGCUAGCAUAGUACGUGUGACUUUAGCAAAGUCUGUGUCGAUCGUUAAAGCAGCAGCUUUCAGACUAGGGAGGAUAGCGCUCUCUCUACUAGUUUCCUGAUGUAUUGUCACGCUUAAAGGACCACAACCAAUUACCUGCGUGGCUGUAGUGCCAAAAAUGAAGGCCGGGGCGAAGGCCGGGGCGAAGAAGACCAACUCAUAUGGCACCUUCAUCAUUAUAAUAUGCUUCUCUGUGGGCCUCCUUGGCGGCUAUAUUCUGCUCGGGAGCCCUCACACGGCGGAGCAUGUGGUGAAGGCCGAUGGGAGUCUGAGCUCCGCGGGCUCGGCCGGGGGCGCCGUCAGGACGUGGACCAGUCGUCGGGAGCUGUUUACGCCCAAGUCUAGCUCACAUAGCGUUUCGGGCGCUUCUGCCUCCAGCUCAUCACCAGAGCUGCCCCAGAACGUGGCUCUGGGCAACAAGCCGCCCGCCAACGGGGAUGUAUCGAAGGAGAUGGCUGCAGCGCUCAAGCAGCAGCAGUCGGAUAAGUCGGAGCAAGGAGCUGCAAAGGACGACAGCAAAACUGCGGCUGACCUGAUGAAGGCCCAGCAGAGUGACAAGUCCGAGAACAAGGCAGCGGUGUCCAACACUGAAGCGCAGGCCAAGAGCGCGGUCACCGGCGGUGCAGCAGCCUCCGCAACCACCACUACAACCGCCGCCACCACUACUGCCACGACUAACACGGCCGCGGCCGGCACAGCGACGACUGGCGCCACGGCCACUGCCGUCGCCACCGCCAAGCCCGCUAAUGGUGUGUUCCCUGACGCCAACAAGUGGCCCAUCACGCCUGUGAAGGAAAAGAUGCCCGGCAACACCGUGCACACGCUCUUCACCAGCAACGGCAGUCCCUACCAGAACAUCCAGGCGCGCAUUAUGGUGGGCACCUACAACAUCGUGCGCAAGAUGCCGGGUGGCGAGCGGCUGGUGGCUCUCACGCGCAUCCUGCACCGCACUACGCCGGACGAGGUCAUGGACGAGAUCCCUACCUUCAUUGCUCAGCCGCUGCAGCCUGACUGCGACAAGUGGUGCUGGUUCCCGGUGGCGGACCGCGCCAAUGCCAUGCAGCAAUUCAUCGACGCUGCGGAAAAGGACCCAUCCAUGCUCAAGGCGCCCUGGCUGCUGCUGCUGGAGACCGACUAUGUGUGGAUGAAGCCCCUGCCGGACCCGGGUGACGCCUACGACCGCUCCGUGCCGGGCUGGUCCUUCGGCUUCGACUACAUCGCGCCCUCCAUCCCAAUCAUUGUGAAGCUGCUCAAGGAGCGCUGCCCCGACUGCGACCCCAAGGAUGUGCCCAACUCGGGUCCCGCGCCUGUGCUGGCACGCUUCUCUGACUUCAAGGCCGCGACACCCAUCUGGGAGGAUCUUAGCAAAUGGAUUGAGACGCACGAGGAAGCUAAGAAGCAGUUGGGCUGGGUGCGUGAGAUGUAUGCGUGGGACAUUGGUGUUGCUGCCAACAAGCUCAAUAUCAAGAACCUUCCGCCGCCCAGCUCGCCGCUCAUCAGCCAGCCGCCACACGACCGUGCCAUCGGCAACGCCUCCAUGUACCACUACACAUGGGGCAGCAUCUACAAGCGGCCUGGUGUUGAGAAGGAGAUCUGGAUGUUCGACAAGCGCACGUACACCGCGUACGAGCACCAGCUCAAGCUGCCUCUCAUCCCCAUGCCGCCCGAAUGGAGCGAGGGCAUCACGCUGCAGGACGGCCUUGGCGUGACCAAGGAGCUGCAUGGCACGGUGGUAGACAUGAUCAGCCGCAUGAACGAGGCCAUCAAGCAGCUGCCCGACCUCACAGAGUCAGUCGCGAAAAAGAAGGCGGAGGAGGAGGCAAAGGCCAAGGCAGCCACCACCGCGGCUGCCGGCGCCACGACGGUAUAAAGCACGCAGACGCCGUGCAUAAUGCGAUGGAUGCAGGGGAGGUAUCCGCAGCUAUGAUUGCGAGCUGCGGGUUGCAGGAGUAUCGAAGGCGGUAGGGAAUAGGCCUGCGAGCGCAGCUGGGUGGUACUGUUGGGGUCAGGCCGUGAUCCCGACCAGGCGAGGCCUAGCGUGAGGAGGACUUUCGUGGUGAGCACUGAUGAGCAGACAGAGCAUGUAGAACAUAGCCGGGGUUUUGAGGAAUUACCGAGAGCGUGAUAACGAGGCGUGUGCAAUUAUGGUGAUCCACAUGGUCGGUGUUAGGCGUUAGGCCACAUGCAUGCAGCACAGCAAGGCUUGCAGCAAUGGCACUUGGAGGCACGUGGAGGGCACUGUAAGAUGAGUGUCUG